Messenger RNA from Penicillium salamii, 1065 nucleotides. The record is from the annotation of a GenBank genome assembly. NCBI's taxonomy places the organism in Eukaryota, Fungi, Ascomycota, Eurotiomycetes, Eurotiales, Aspergillaceae.
AUGUCUCUAUCCAAGGUGACCCUCACACUGCGAGAGAAGCUCGACUUCUUACCAGCCAUCGGCUCCAUCCUCCUCACCGCAUUCUAUGCCCUCCUAACAGGUCUCUGGCGCACCGAGCGUCAAGCCAAGACCCUGUUCCUGCAUCUGGGCUACGCGCUCUUCCGCAAAGCCACAGCGCGCUUGUCCCCAGGUCAAAUGCAAUACGUGCUGCCAGCCACCAACAAAAUCUACGAGCUGUACACCCAGAAGACAGGCGCAUUCCCAGACUCCGUCGACCUAGGCAAUGGCGCCUACGGCCACUGGAUCGGUGAUCGAAAUGCAGACAACGUGAUCGUCUGGUACCACGGUGGGGGGUUCAGCCUCCCCGCAAACAUGGGCUACUUCAAAUUCUACACCCAACUGGUCCACGACCUACGCGCAGCAGGAAAAAGCGUCGCCGUCUUCAGUCUCUCCUACACCCUCGCCCCAACAGCAACAUACCCCACCCAACUCCGCCAGGCCGUCUCCUGUCUCGCACACGUGCUCCCCACCCGCCCGACCGCCCGCAUCUUCCUGGGCGGCGACAGCGCAGGCGGAAACCUCGUCUCAGGCGUCCUGUCGCAUCUCGCGCACCCGCAUCCGGAAAUCGAUCCCCUCCCGCUGAAGGGGAAUCUCGGCGGCGCGGUGAUGAUCGCUCCAUGGACACUUCUUGACGUCGAGUUCCCGGAUAUGGAGGUGUAUCAUGGUGGUGAUAUUAUUACCACUGCUGUUGCAGGGCCGUGGGCUGGUGCCUAUGUGGGGUCUGCGAAGAGGGAUUAUUAUACGGAUUUGUCGACGGCACCGGCGGAUUGGUUUGGUAGUUUCCCUGUUGACUCGGUGUUGAUUACGGCUGGUGGGAAUGAGAUUAUGUUGCCUUUGAUUCAGGACUUUGCGGGGAAGUUUAAGGAGGGCUUUGAGAGGGUUGAGUUAUUUGUUGGUGUGCGUGAGUGUCAUGUUGCGCCGGUUUAUCAUCUUGAGUUGGGGGAUGCGACGAAGACGGAGCAGGGGAGGAGGGUUGAGGAGUUUUUGGGGGAGUUGAUGGCUUGA